AUGGACGCACAACAGCAACAACAACAAGAAACCCCAGACUGGGCUUUCGGUACUGCUACGCCAAACGUUUUCGAUGAUCUUUGGCAUCCCGAUAUGAGUGCCUUGGACUUCCAAUCGGCUUUCGACAACGCGAGCUACGCAACCCCUGGUACGGCCGACGACCUCAAUACCUUGCCACUUUUCGAUGACCUGCCAGUAAAUUAUAUGCACCCAGCAGAGCCUGCAGCCAACACUGGUGAUGUUAACGCGCUCGAUUCUUUUGCCUUCGAUCAGCUGAUACAAAGCUCUUGCUACCACGUCGGCGAAGCAACGCAGCCGCUGGCCAUAGAGCGAUGGCAGAAUUCGCCACCCGAGGAAGAGGCUGCAUCUCUAUCCGCAAUCUACGACGCCAUGGUUCAGCAGCCCUUUAGCGAAAGUUCCCGAGGGAGUCGCAACUCGAGCUUUGAUGCAUGCAAAGCCGAUGCUUUCAAAACUUAUCGAGGUCCGUCCUCAUCGACAAGUCUCGACAGCGGCGUCAGCGACAAUUCUGUGCAUUCGAACCAGUCCGGCACUUCUCAAUCGCGCCGUCGACGAGCCAACAAACCCCGCGCAGCACCAAAGUCGAAGGCAAAGCCAAAAGAUACAGCAGAUCGCAUCUUCAAAUGUACAUUUUGCUGCGAUACAUUCAAGCACAAAUAUGACUGGGCGCGACAUGAAAAGUCACUCCAUCUGAACAUGGAGGAAUGGAUCUGCACCCCACACGGUGGCUCGGUUGUACUUCCUCUAACGGGACGAGUGCACUGCGCCUACUGCAGCGCCCUCGAUCCAACGCAAAACCAUCUCGAGAGCCACAAUUACAGCGCAUGUCAAGGUGGUCAUACGACGCCUCGCACCUUCAGAAGAAAAGACCAUCUCGUGCAGCAUCUCCGUCUCGUCCAUGGGCUGGAGACGCUUCCCCUCAUUGACGACUGGAAAGUCCACUCUACUCCAGUGACGAGUCGCUGUGGCUUCUGCGAUGCACGAUUAGACAGCUGGGAAGAGCGGACGGACCAUCUUGCCGCGCACUUCCGCAGCGGGAAGACCAUGUGGGACUGGAAAGGCGAACACGGACUCGAUCCUGAGAUCGAUGCGCGUGUAUCAAACGCAUUUCCGCCAUAUCUCAUCGCAGCUCAAGCGGUAACACUCGUUCCCUUCUCUGCGACAAACCAUGAGUCGAUUGAUCACACGAAACAAGUCAUUUCGCAAAUGGAGUUAGAAUCUCUGAUAUCUGCGGCGCAAGAACACAAUCUUGAACCUGCUUUGUCACCAAUCGCGGAUGACCAGCCUCCGGAAUUUGCGACAGCAAAUGGGAACUUGUCAUUCCAGAACGUCGUCGAGACGCGAUUGUUCGCAGAUACGUUGACUCGCCAUCUUGCGCGGUUUGCGCGACAGCAAAUGAUGCUGGGAGUCAUGCCUACGGAUGAGAUGUUCCAGCGCGAGUCGAGAAGGUUGCUGUAUCAGGAUGCGGAUGACGCGUGGAAUCAAACGGUGGCAGAUGAUCCCGAGUGGAUCAGACAGUUUCGUGAGCGUACAGGAUUCAGUUGA
Molecule: messenger RNA, 1563 nt
Organism: Parastagonospora nodorum SN15
Lineage: Eukaryota; Fungi; Ascomycota; Dothideomycetes; Pleosporales; Phaeosphaeriaceae
Exons: 3
Coding region: 1-1563 (520 amino acids)
Source: RefSeq, a predicted model, not a curated record